Molecule: messenger RNA, 3326 nt
Organism: Jaculus jaculus (lesser Egyptian jerboa)
Lineage: Eukaryota; Metazoa; Chordata; Mammalia; Rodentia; Dipodidae
Product: zinc finger protein 197
Biological process (GO): regulation of transcription by RNA polymerase II
Molecular function (GO): RNA polymerase II cis-regulatory region sequence-specific DNA binding; DNA-binding transcription factor activity, RNA polymerase II-specific
Source: RefSeq, a predicted model, not a curated record
UGGAAAACUAGACUGCAAGGGAAAUCCUGGUUGAGGAACAGUUAAUGGUCAAGGACCAUGUGACUCUUGCACAGAGAGCCCUGGAUUUGCAAUGGACACUGGAGAAUUAAAAGAACACAGCAUCCUUGGGUCUUACAGAUGAUGUUCUCCAAGCUCUAAGGAAGAUUCAAACAACAAUUAAGAGAACGUGAAAGCAAAGCACAAAAGACGACAAUGACAAGAGAAAGUUGGGCCCACAAUGCUCUGAGACAAGGAGGUCUUGUGAAAGGAAAGGAUGACAUCUGGAAGUGGGGAACCUGCUUCCACGGUAGCAGCUCCUCGGUUUGGGAGACCUCCCACCUGCAUUUUAGACAGUUGCGUUACCAUGAGACAUCUGGACCCCAGGAGGCUUUGAGCCGCCUCAGGGAGCUCUGUCGACGAUGGCUGAGGCCAGAAGCUCGCACCAAGGCUCAGAUCCUGGAUCUGCUGGUGCUGGAGCAGUUCCUGAGCAUCCUGCCUGGGGACCUCCGGACCUGGGUGCAACUCCAUCAUCCUGGGAGUGGCGAGGAGGCUGUGGCCCUUGUAGAGGAGCUGCAGAAAGAUCUUGAUGGCCUAUCACCAAAAGUUCCGGUUCCUGUCCAGGUCCAGGACACUGUGCAGGAGGGUGCAGAUGCUCCCGGAGCAGCACUUCCUCUCACAUCUCCCCGCAGCCUCUUGCCGGCUGAAAUUCUCUUGAGGGCUCUCACUGACCCGGGGGCGCUCAGCCUCCAGGAUCUGCCACAAGAUUCUCCUGUUCCCAAAGCCUCUGUUCUUUCCCAGGAGGAGAAUCCAAGAAAUCAACUGAUGGCACUUAUGCUCCUAACAGCCCAGCCCCAGGAGCUGGUCAUGUUUGAGGAGGCAUCCGUGUGCUUCACUAAUGAGGAAUGGGCAUGUCUGGGCCCAAUUCAGAGGGCCUUGUACUGGGAUGUGAUGCUGGAGAAUUAUGGGAAUGUAACUCCCUAGGAAUGGGAGACCAUGACUGAGAAUGAGGACAUUACAUUGAAGUUGAGUAUUUCUCAGACAGCAGACUCUCAGAAAGGAGCAUCGAAACAACACCAAGGAAGUGCUCCCAAAGUUACUGAUUGUGAGGAAAAGUGUUAAUGACAAGUUUUGAAAAGUCAGUGGAAAAGUGAAACAGGGGAAAAGCUAGAUUCAGUGAAAAAAAGGUCCUCUUGUAAACAACAGAAGAAAAGGACUCUACCAGAAAUACAAGGCCAGAAAUGGAGGGAAUCUGAAGAAAAUGUGACUUUAGAUUCAGCUGUUUCUGAGAGUUUAAUAGAUCCUGAAGGAAAGAAGUUUUAUAAAUGUGAUAUAUGUUGUAAACAUUUUAAUAAAAUCUCCCAUCUUGUAAACCAUCGGAGAAUCCACACUGGUGAGAAACCUUAUAAGUGUAAGGAAUGUGGAAAGAGCUUUAAUCAGCGUUCAAGCCUUCUCAUGCACUUACGGAACCAUUCUGGGGAAAAACCUUACAAAUGUAGUGAAUGUGGGAAAUCAUUCUCUCAAAGUGCUUACCUUCUAAACCACCAGAUAAUCCACACGGGGGAGAAACCUUAUAAAUAUAAGGGGUGUGGGAAGGGUUUCUAUAGGCACUCAGGCCUGAUCAUUCAUCUCAGACGCCAUUCAGGGGAGAGACCCUAUAAAUGUAAUGAGUGUGGGAAAGUUUUUUCCCAGAAUGCUCACCUCAUUGAUCAUCAGAGGCUCCACAAGGGAGAAGAACCUUACAAAUGUAACAAGUGCCAGAGAGCUUUCGUUCUGAAGAAGAGCCUCAUUCUGCACCAGAGAAUCCAUUCUGGGGAAAAGCCCUAUAAAUGUGACAAGUGUGGAAAAACCUUUGCUCAGACCACGUAUCUCGUUGAUCACCAGCGACUCCACAGUGCAGAGAACCCUUACAAAUGUAAAGAAUGUGGAAAGGUUUUCAUUCGAAGUAAAAGCCUCCUCUUACACCAACGAGUCCAUACAGAAAAGAAAACGUUUGGUUGUAAAAAGUGCGGGAAAGUUUUUGGUUCAAAGUCAAACCUCAUUGACCACAAGAAGGUGCACAGCAGAGAGAAGCCGUACAAAUGCACUGACUGUGGGAAAGCCUUCACUCAGAGUGCUUACCUUUUUGACCACCAGAGACUCCACAAUGGAGAAAAACCCUAUGAGUGUACUGAAUGUGGCAAAGUUUUUAUUCUGAAGAAAAGUCUCAUUUUACAUCAGCGGUUCCACACUGGAGAGAAUCUACAUGAGUGUAAGGUCUGUGGCAAGGUCUUUGGGUCCAACCGAAACCUUACUGACCAUGAGAGUCUCCACAAUGGAGAGAAGCCAUAUGAAUGUGGAGAGUGUGGGAAAACCUUUAUUAUGAGCAAACGUUUCAUGGGCCAUCAGAAACUGCACACCCAAGAGAAAGCCUACAUCUGUGAGGACUGUGGGAAAGCUUUCAGUUACAACUCAAGCCUGCUGGUACAUCGGAGAAUCCACACUGGGGAAAAACCCUUUGAAUGUAGCGAGUGUGGGAGAGCUUUCAGUUCAAACAGAAACCUCAUUGAGCACAAGAGAAUCCACAGUGGUGAGAAACCCUAUGAGUGCAACGAAUGUGGCAAGUGCUUCAUUCUGAAGAAAAGCCUAGUUGGUCAUCAGAGGAUUCACACUAGGGAAAAGUCUUAUAAAUGCAGUGACUGUGGGAAAGUCUUUAGUUACCAUUCAAACCUGAUAGCCCAUCAGAGAAUCCACACUGGUGAGAAGCCCUAUGCUUGUAAUGAGUGCGGGAAAGGCUUCACCUACAACAGAAACCUUAUUGAGCAUCAAAGAUUUCACAGUGGAGAAAAAACCUAUGAAUGUCAUAUAUGUAAAAAAGUUCUUAGCUCUAGUAGAAAUCUUAUGGUACAUCGAAGAAUCCACACUGGAGAGAAACCUUAUAAAUGUGGUGAGUGUGAAGACUUUAGCCAGAAUAAAAACCUUGUUGUACAUCAGAAAAUGCACACUGGGGAAAAACCUUAUGACUGUGAGACAUGUAGAAAAUCUUUUACUUCUAAGAGGAAUUUGACUGGCCACCAAAGAAUCCACACAGGGGACAAACCCCAUGGGUGUAAUGACUGCAGUAAAGCUUUCAGGCACCGUAAAAACCUUACUGUACAGCAUAAAGUUCAUACAGAUGAAAAACCUUGUGGAUGUAAGUCUGUAAAAGAGUUCUUGCAGACUUCAAACCUUCAUCUUCACAAAAUCCAUACUGUGGAAGAAUUAUCUCAGCUACAAAGUACCAGUGAGUUCAAGAUAGAGGUUCAGAAAAUCUAGUAUAGAGCUGGGGCUUAGUAGAAAAUCUGGGUUUU